Molecule: messenger RNA, 10422 nt
Organism: Oryzias latipes (Japanese medaka)
Lineage: Eukaryota; Metazoa; Chordata; Actinopteri; Beloniformes; Adrianichthyidae
Source: RefSeq, a predicted model, not a curated record
AUGGCGUCCCGCUUCGAAGACGACGACUGGACUGUUGUUAACUACAACAGGGGCAGACGAAGAUUCCGCCCGGUGAAUUAUCGCCAGCCUCCGGUUCCACGAUGGGGAAGCUAUCCUCGGAGAGACGGAAGCCGCAGCUACGCCUCUGCGGUCAGACGAGGCCUUAGAAGAGACGAUGAGGUGGAUGUUUACCACCAACAGCGGAACAGUCGCUCAUACGGUUGGCGUUAUAACAACCGUAAUGCACCGCGCAACGUCUCCGGCGGCGAUCCGCGCUACUGGACCGGACCUCAGAACCUCCGCAUAAUCCAUAGACUUUUAAAAGCCGUGCAUCAUCUGCAGAACGUCAACCAGGAGAAGCUUCCUCCUUCUCUGGACAGAAUCACGCAGAACCUGGCCACAGUAAUUAAACCAGCAAAUCCCACCAGAACAACGCUGACUCUGAUUGAGGGAAAUGCUAAAUAUUGGGCCCAUAACACCACUUUAAUCCUGCGUGAUCAUUAUAAUGACAAUAUCGAUGAAGAAGUGCAGAGGCUGUCCAAGUUUCCCAUUAAGGACUGGGCUGCCCCCUUUGAUAUUGCGUCAUCCUGGGCCAAAAGAAACUUGGGCCCCCGCUUAAAACAGGAGACACUGGAUCAUGCUCACGCUGUUAUUGUGGCUAAAUUAGCAGACCUCACCACAGAGAGUGCUGCGACUGAUGCUCCUGCCACUGUUCCUGCUGCUUCUGCUGCUGCUGCUGCUGCACCCCCACAAGAUGAGGUUCCAGCUGCAGGCCAGCCCAGACCAACACAAGAUGCAGCAACAGCUGUUCUGCUGGAUGUCCAACCUCUGCUCACUGAGGCACGAAGGUCAGCCUCCACGGCUGCAGCAUCACAGAGGACCACAGACACAAUUCAGGUGAGAGCAGAAAUACAUCCUCCACCUAGAGAUGCCACACCAUCCUACAAUUCUGUGGGGGUGAUGACAGAACCUCCAAAAGACGACUGGCUCCUGGACUUCACUCUUUACCAGCCAUCGCCUGAAGGACCCCCAGAGGUUUCGCAGCUCAGCCCGAGCUUGGGGUCCCUCCUAAAACUCAAAGAUCUCCCAAAACACACCAAAGAAAAGAGGAAGACUCCCCUGGUGAGGGAACCAGCCACGCCAGGGCUGCUUCACCUCCUAGUGACAUCAGUCAGAUCCUGCUGGACCUCUCAUCAGCAGAGUCCAGUCCCUCCCCCUCUCCUCCUAGAGAGGACUCACCUGCGCCCAGUAAUGCACCUGGCAGAAAGGCCCUGGCUAAACUGAAGCAUCUCCCAGCUCUCUCCACAGAAAGACUGAGGUCCAGUGUGCAGACUCGACUUCGAGUGGACAUCCCUGAGGACAGCCUCUCUUUCCUCUUUCCACGGGGUCCUGAAAAGAAGGUGUGUGAACCCACCAGGCACCCCACUACGAACAGAAAGCUGCAGGAGUGGACGCUCCACAUUCGAGAGAAGAACAUCAUCCUGGGGGACUCCAACAUCUGCGGCUUUUUCGACUUCUCACCACAAGACGUGCAGAUUGACAGCUAUCCGGGCGCCAGAUGGAACCACGCUGAGUUCCUGCUCCAGAACGCCACCCAGGAGACAGCGGUCGAAAAAAUGAUCCUAUCCUUUGGGAUCAACAACAGGUCGCAGAGGGACAGAAGAGCGGCCCUCCUGGACGUCAGAAGAGCGCUGGAGGUGGCUCAGGAAAGUUUUCCUAAUGCACAGAUUUAUGUUCCGGCCAUUAACUUUUCUAAAGCUCUUCCAGAACAGGAUAAGGUCACCCUCCAGACCAUAAAUGACUACAUCAAGAGUCUGGACCACCACAUCCCUCCACUCCCAGACAAUCAGUUUUCCACUGAUGGGGACAACAUCCACUGGAGCCCUGACACAGCCAGAGCGAUGCUCCAGCACUGGUUGCAGUGGGUAAACUGAAUGUUCCCUUAAGCCUGCUUAGACAGGAAGGGAACAAGGGUGUCAUUAACCUGUGUAAGAAAUUUGUUCUUUCUGAUGCACAACUCUCUCUGCUCAGCAGAGGCUUAACCUUCAUCCCAACUAGAGGCCAGAAUAGAUACUCCAAAUUUCAGUGUAGAAAUGAUAUCCAAGAAUAUCACAGACGAUUAAAAUUAAAACUAUAUUACAAAGAUAAAGACAUUUCAAAAUCAAAACCCUUUACUCCAAAAUCAGAGUGGUCACCUGCAUUGGGUCAACUCCCAAUUCAGGUGCGCACACUCAUCCAAAAUGACCUAGAAUACUUUGAGCAUAAUUUCAAAAAAACAUACAUCAAACCAAAUUUAACCAGGGAUGAAGAGAAGGCUCUGAGAGAGUUUUGCAGCAACAAGAGUAUUGUCAUUAAACCUGCUGAUAAGGGAAGUGCAGUUGUCAUUAUGGACAAAAAGGAUUAUUUACAGGAGGGCUACAGACAGCUAAAUGAUAAAACCUAUUACUCUAAGCUAAAACAACCCAUUUAUAUGGAAACCAUCCCCUUAGUUGAAAAAAUUAUCAAAACCUUGUGUGAAAAGAAAUUCAUUAAUGCUAAACAAAGAAAUUAUUUAAUAGGCCCCCCUCAGCCAAGAGCUAGGCUCUUUUACACGCUCCCAAAAAUCCAUAAAGAACCACAGAAGUGGAGCGUCCCUUUUCAGAUCCCUCCAGGUAGACCUAUAGUUUCUGACUGUGACAGCGAAACCUACCGCACAGCAGAAUUUAUAGAUCACUACCUUAAUCCUUUGUCCAUCAAACAUGACAGCUACAUUAAAGACACUUAUGAUUUUAUUGACAAGGUGAAAAAACUGGUUAUUCCACAGGAUUCAAUUUUAUUUACCAUGGACAUUGACAGUCUUUACACAAAUAUAGAUAUAGAGGAGGGGAUACAGUCCAUCAGAAGAAUUUUUCUCAAAUAUCCUGAUCACAGAAGGCCUGACAAGGAGCUGCUGCAACUGUUAGAAAUCAAUCUCAAAAGAAAUGAUUUCACAUUCAAUGAUGAUUUCUUCUUACAAAUUAAAGGUACUGCAAUGGGUAAGAAAUUUGCUCCAGCAUAUGCUAACAUUUUCAUGGCAGAAUGGGAAACUUCAGCCCUGCAGAAAUGCUCAUUUAAACCACUUUGCUAUUUCAGGUAUCUGGAUGACAUUUGGGGAGUAUGGACUCAUUCUGAGCGAGAGUUUGAGAUGUUUCUGGGGACACUCAACAGCCACAAUCCAUCCAUAAAGUUAAAAUCCACCAGCCACAAAACCUCUGUGGAUUUUUUGGACACAACAACAUUUAAAGGUGAUAAUUUCCACAUCACUCACCAAUUGGACAUCAAAGUCUUUUUCAAACCCACGGACACACAUGCUCUCCUACACAAAACCAGUUUUCAUCCUAGACACACCUUUGCUGGACUAAUCAAAUCACAACUUUUAAGAUUUCACAGAAUCAGCAGUCAACCAUCUGACUUCAGGCAAUCUACAAAAAUAUUGUUUGCAUCCCUGGCCACUAGAGGGUAUUCUCGGUCCUUCUUAAGAAAAUGUUUUAAAUCCUUUCUUGAAACCAGACCCAUUAAUCUUUCACCCAUCAUGCCAGUGAUUGUCACAUAUUCUCCCUUCUCCCUGAGGCUGUUGAGGGUCAUCAGAACAAACUUUCAGAAUCUCGCUCAGGAGACCACGGUUCUGAAAGACCACAGAAUCAUCGCAGCUUUCAGAAGGAACCAGAAUCUCUGUGAUCAUUUAGUUAAGGCGAAAAUUUCCUCCUCCAAGCAAACCCGAUCUAGGAGUCACUCUCAGUUUUUCAUGCAAAAAAAGUGGCUCCAAAGCUUCCAUAACUGCAAUGUCUACCCCUCACCAUCAAGGGGCUCUCCACAUUCUAACAACUGUGUUUAUUUGAUCACCUGUCUGAAAUGUGGGUUACAGUAUGUGGGGGAAACAGGAAACUCCAUACUGACCAGGUUCACCCAACACAGACACAACAUACUCAAACACAAAAACACCCACACACACUUAGUCUCACACUUUGUAUCCCAUGGUUGGGAAUCUGUUAGUGCGUCAGUUAUUGAGAUUAACCCUAGAUGGACAACAGCUCAGAGACGCAGAGCUGAACGGAUUUGGAUCACAAAACUGGAAACCACAUAUCCAAAAGGACUCAAUCAAAAGGGUCCUUAAUAACCUCAUUACUCAAAUUCAUAAUUCAAUUUUUUGAACUCAUCAUCUCCCACCCCCUCAAUUUUUUCUAACCCUAACCCUGGGACCUUUCCCUAACCUUAACCUCAGAGAUUCUCUCCUAACCCCAGCCCAGGGGUUCAACUCUAACCCUAAUUUUAAGUUCAUUCAAAAUAACUUGCUAGGAGAACAAUAUGUUUCCCCCACAUACAACCACUUCCUUAUCCCACAUAAGGUCAAUUGGGAGUCAGGGGGAGGAGGACCUCUGGACUAGGUGCCAAGAUGGCCCGUGCCUUAAAAUCACGCCGCCUUCGGCGGCGCGAUUUUCAUCGACUUCCCCUAACCCUAACCCUAACCCUAACCCCCUAACCCUAACCCUAACCCCCUAACCCUAACCCUAACCCUAACCCUAACCCUAACCCUAACCCCUAACCCUAACCCUAACCCUAACCCUAACCCGAACCCCUGAGGAAGCAACAAACGUUGCGAAACGUCGGGUUCAAACUCUGCUCCGAAAUGUAAGCCCUUUUUAAGCUCUUUUUUAAUAAAGAUUUUAAUAUUUUAGUCUCUUUUGGGACCUUUUCUUUAACUUUUUUUGCAGUUUCAUUUUUGAAACGGUUUUUAGCUUUUUUAUAACUAAGUGGGUUAUUUACAUGGUGGGGGGCUCUACCUGUGAAGCUCUGUCAUUUUUUUUAAAUAAGAACAUUUUUUGGGCAAUAACCUCCUUCACAAACUCUUCUUCAACUGUUGAGGAAAAAGCUCUCUAACCAGAGAGGGAUCCCAUCCCACAAGGACAUUCCACCACUAACAAGCCACUGCUCCGGUGGCGGACUGCAUAAAGGCGUUGUCAUCUAGAUCAACUCCUCACCAGGACCUGGGUUCAAACCCAAGAGCAGCAGAAGCAGAGGGACCCAGAAGACUACUGGGCAUUUUCUACAGCAACACCCACCAUGCCUACACCUCAGGGCAAUGACUUUAUGGGACCUACACCAACUCCCACUUGGCACCUUGAUGACAACCUACAGCUGCAAAAUGAUCCCCCGUGGUCUCCAGGUGUGUGGUGCGGCCCCCCUCGAAGCAUAACCAUGCUAAUAGAGGACAUAAGCAUGAUGAACGGGCAUGCAAAGGUCGAACAUGACCUGCAAAACACCCCUUCUGAGUCCUCUUCCAUUAGGGGGCCGUCUCCAUGGGCCCUGGAGACUUCGUUUCUUCUCCUCUCCUCCUUCUCCCUUUAAUGAUCCCCAAACAGGGAUUAACUUUACCUGCCCCCUCCCUGGACCAAAGGCACUCCCCUUGCUCCCUUUUCCCAUCCCCCCCUCCCCUAGCGUCCCUAACUCGGGAGCCAGCUUCCCCCUUCUUUUCCCUAAUCCUUAGUGUCCCUAAUCAGGGAGCUGAGGACCCCCUCUUGCUAACCCUACAUAAAAGGAGGGUAGCAUCCCCUACCAGGGAGCUAGCCCUCCCCUUCCCCUCCCUCCCUCUUCCCAUCCACCCUCCUCUAGCAUCCCUAAAUCGGGAGCUAGCCCUCCCCUUCCCUCCCCUUCCCUACCUCCCUCCCUCCCUCCCUCCUCCUUCCUCUAGCAUCCCUAAUUCGGGAGCUAGCCCUCCCCUUCCCUACCUCCCUCCCUCCUCAUUCCUCUAGCAUCCCUAAUUCGGGAUCUAGCCCCUCCCCCUUCUUCCCUAACAUUUAAACCUUAGCAUCCCUAAUCAGGGAUCUGAGUGCCUCCCCUCCCUUACCCUACAUAAAAUGAGGGUAGCAUCCCUAACCAGGGAGCUAGCCCUCUCCUUCCCUCCCUCCCUCUUCCCAUCCACCCUCCUCUAGCAUCCCUAAAUCGGGAGCUAGCCCUCCCCUUCCUCCCCCCCUCUUCCCAUCCCCCUUCCAUUAGCAUCCCUAAAUCGGGAGCUAGCCCCCUCCCCCUUUCUUUCCCUAAGCCUAACCCUUAGCAUCCCCAAUCAGGGAGCUGAGUACCUCCCUUUUUGUACCCUACACAAAAGGAGGGUAGCGUCCCUAACCAGGGAGCUAGCCCUCCCCUUCCCUCUCUCCCUCCCUUACUUUUUCAAUCCUCCCAUUCUUUAGUAUCCCUAUUUCGGGAAAUAGCUCUGCCCCUCCUUUUUUACGUCCUCCCCUUUAGUAUCCCUAGCUCGGGAGCUAGUAUCUUAAUCUAUCCAACCCCCCCCCCAAUUUUUUUUUUUUUUUUUUUUUUUUUUUUUUUUUUUUUUUUUUUUAAACCUUUAACUCUUUCUUUUUAAAAUUUAUUUGUAUUAAAAUUUAAGAUCUCCAGGGCUAUUUUUUAGAAACAGCAAAAACAAUUUUUUACUAACCUAUUUUAAAUGUUUUUACUUAUGUCUCUUGAUCUGCAUGCUAUUUAUGUUUUUAUAAGGCUUAGCACUUACUUUUAGCACUUAUUUUAACUACUAACAAAAUUUGCAUGGCUGUUUACCAUGGUUUUAGCACUUCCUUAAAUUUGCUGUCUCUAAUUUACCCACGAGAUUUAAGCCCCACUAGAUUCCUAAUUAAUUUUAUUAAGUUUUUUAAAUUAUUUAUCUAUUCACUUUGUGUGUAUUCUUUAGUUUUUUAAUUUUUAUUUAUUUUUUUUGUUCAAUUCUUCCUCCCUUCCCUUUCUUAACCCCCUUAGCACCCAUGAAUCAUUGUAAGGCUUGGUAGCCAAAUGGUAAUGGUAACCACCUUUCAUGCAGGCAUCCAGGGUUCGAAUCCGGACUAGGCAGACUGAUGGUUGGAGUUUGAAUUCCUCUUCACUUGUUUUACUGUUCAUUCAAUAUUAAAACAUUUUUUUUGUUGUUAUUUGUUUGUUUUCCCCUUUUUCUUCAGUACAGCAGGCCAGUGCAAUCAAAAUACAAACGUAUUUCUGUAAACCCCAACCCUAACCCAACCCUAACCCUAACCCUAACCCUAACCCCUAACCCUAACCCUAACCCUAACCCUAACCCUAACCCCUAACCCUAACCCUAACCCUAACCCUAACCCUAACCCUUUACCUCCUGUCGGAGCGGACCACUCUCAGAGCGCAGCUACAUCUGUAGGUUUUCGAUUUUUAUUCAUGUCAUUCAAAGCCAAUUGCCUGAUGAAGAAUGUAUAUAGUUCGAAACGUUGCAACUUCGGCUUGUAAAGAUAUUUCUUAUGCCUGAACGCUCCAGCAAUAAACCGAAUUUCAUCGGUGAAAAACACGUCUAGUCCUCCAUUUUGUGUCAGCCUUAGCACUGAGCAGCUACGUUCUAGAACUUUUAUUGAGACAUUAUGCCACCGUGGCCUCAUGAUGAAGAUGACUGGAUCCUCGUCCAGUCCAGAAGAGGCAAAAGGAGGGGCCGUGUUUUGGAACAAGACUGGAGCACAACUUCACGUCAUCCACGACGGAGCAGCCGACGCUCCUAUGCUGAGGUCUCCAGGGGGGAGCCCAGACGCCGCAGUACGCCGCCAGCAUUCCUCCACUGGCGUGAUUACCCUGAUCCAGAGGAGGCGCUGCACGCUCAGGGACCCGAAUGGUACACCAGACCCUCAUGCCAAUAUGGCGACCGCUGGGUCACAACACGGGGGGUCGGAGCCAGAGCGCCCCCACACAGAGUGCAGUCGGACGACCCGCACUUUACACAGAAGGUGCGUAUCAUCAACAGACUCAUAAAAGCAGUGCACCACCUUGUUAAUGUUUCCAAAGAGGAAUAUCCUCCAUCCUUACUUAAAAUAAGCCAACAGCUCACAACACUUAUUAAACCUGCUUCCCCCAACUUACAAACAUUUAGUCUCUUAGAGGGGAAUGCUAAAAACUGGAUUUACACCACCAUCCUGAUUUUGAGAGAACACUAUGAGAAUAACAUAGACCUUGAGCUGAACAGACUGUCCCAGCUCUCCACAGGAGGUUGGAGAGGACCCUUUGAGAUCGCCACCUGCUGGGCUAAGAGACACCUGGGCACGCGUCUGAAGCAGGAAGCUCUGGACCGCUGCCAGAGAUUGCUCAUCACCAGGUUAAGAGAACCAGCCCCUCCCUCUCCUACUCCCUCUGCUUCAGAACUUUUAGUAGAACAGGAGGAAGACGUGGGCCUGGAGCUGGCUCCAUCACCUCCGCCAGCGACAGUCCAGCCCCCAUCUACAAGGCCACAGAGCCCAACAGAAGCACGUCCACGUGCCACCAAGAAGAAACACACAAAACGGGCCUUGUCACCUCUGCUCGAACUCACAGAGAGGGGUGACGUAGAAUGUUUGUCCCCUAUUUCUCCUCCUCUUCAUAUGUCUCCUCUGACUCCUCCUCCAUCAGGAGUGAAGUUCACCUCUGGAGCAGAACCAUCUCUCAUCUCAGAGCUGCAGUCAUCACACGCUCAGCGUGCAUCGAGGGAGCUAAACACAGAAGCUCCUCGCUUUACCCCGGCGGGACAUGCAGCAAAUUCUGCAGCAGCUGUGCAGGUAUGCAGACCAACACAGCAUGCCAUCACUACGCACAAAUCCCUAGACUGGCAUCUCCACAUACGUAAGGAGAUUCUGAUCAUGGGGGAUUCUAACAUUGGCAGACUUCCACCCUUUAAGUCUGACCACAUCCAGGUUGAUAGCUUUCCUGAAGCCACAUGGCAGGAUGCUGAAUUCCUUCUGAGGAACGCCACCUGCUACACCUUACCAAAGACCCUUUUACUGUCCUUUGGCAUCCACCAGAGGACUCAUGAGGAUAAGGAUGUCCCGGUGACUGAAAUGUUUCAAACAUUUCGGGUGGCAGAACAACUGUUUCCAGAGGCCAAAAUUGUCAUCCCUAUGAUUGGAUACUCACCUCGUCUACCACAGCAACAAAAAGCAGUCCUGGACCAUCUAAAUGAACAUAUUGGAGAACUGUUUAACCACAUUUACUUUUCAGGUGACCCCAUUGAGACAGGGAAGGACAAUGUGCACUGGACUGCAGACACUGCCCUGAAGAUGCUAAAACACUGGCGUCCUUGGUUAAAAUAAUUCUUCCCCUCACCUCAACUUGCUUCAGAGGGAGGGAAAGGAUGGAUUGAAUAACCCGUAUUAUAACUCCUUUUCUUGGUAUUCAGUACAGUUUCAGCACAACAGGUUUGCAUCCCAUUAAGACGGAACCAGAUUCACUUCCUUUUUGUCCAACAGAUGGUGCUUAUGAGUAACCCAAUCAGGUGCAGUUCACUUUCUGUUGUCAUCCAGUAGAGGGGAUUGAAGAGUUUCCAUCCCUAAUGUGAAACCAUCAUUUGGACUCACCAUAGCUUUUAAGGCUUUUAUUUUAAUCAUUUCCUUUUAGAUCAUCUUAAUCCUAACCAAGUGAUUGAAUGUUCUAACCCUAAACCAGUGAUUUUUGUUCUAACCCUAACCCAGGUUUUUUUCCUGACCUUAACCAAGUGAACUUCAGGCUCUAACCCUAAUUUGCAUAAUUCGGUUACCAGACAGAUCUCUUCAGCAGCGAGAGAAUCCUGAAACAGAAGAAAUGAGCACAAUCCAGAGGGGAGGAGGGUGGAGCUAUGGUGAGGACAGGGAAGGCCAGAGCAUCAGAUCUCCAGGCGUCCUGCAUGGAGAUCUUAAUUUUCUCACUUCUAACCCGCGCGUGCCCCCUGUUUCCUUGCUUGGUUUCUGCCUUUGCCCCUCAAAUGUUCCAUUUCCAUUCAGAAUGUUAUAUGCUUUAAAAAUGCAUUCAUUUCAAUAGUGAAAAAAUGUUUGUUUAAAAUGUUUGAUUUUAUUAUUAAGGUCUCAUGUGUAACCGGAGGAAGACUAAUGAUCAACAUAACCUUUCUGAUGCAAAAAAAGUUUUUUUUCAACUACUGGGAUCAUUCAUAAGUUAAAGUUUACCACCUAGAAUGAUCAUUUGAUCUCAUGAAAAUGUGUCUAGUGAUGAGGAUAUCUUAGAUAACACUUUUUAAAGCUAUUUGGUUUCAAUUGUAAUAGAUUAUGUUUCAGAGUGUAAAAUAGUUAAAAAAUAAUUUUUCUAUGUGGAUGCUUAAACUUACGAGUGUCUUUCAAUGCAACCCUCCAAGUCUGAAAAUUCCUAUGCCUUACCGGGCCAGUGGAGGGCGCAUUUUGCCCGGAGACUAAAGGGGAUUGGUUCCUGGAGCCCACAGGGGCGUGUUGUUUACCACCCCAGGUUGAAGACGUUCUUUUCGCCUUUACCUCCUGUCGGAGCGGACCACUCUCAGAGCGCAGCUACAUCUGUAGGUUUUCGAUUUUUAUUCAUGUCAUUCAAAGCCAAUUGCCUGAUGAAGAAUGUAUAUAGUUCGAAACGUUGCAACUUCGGCUUGUAAAGAUAUUUCUUAUGCCUGAACGCUCCAGCAAUAAACCGAAUUUCAUCGGUGAAAAA